Molecule: messenger RNA, 962 nt
Organism: Perca flavescens (yellow perch)
Lineage: Eukaryota; Metazoa; Chordata; Actinopteri; Perciformes; Percidae
Gene: prdx3
Product: peroxiredoxin 3
Exons: 7
Coding region: 96-842 (248 amino acids)
Biological process (GO): cellular response to stress; response to oxidative stress; cell redox homeostasis
Cellular component (GO): mitochondrion; cytosol
Molecular function (GO): thioredoxin peroxidase activity
Source: RefSeq, a predicted model, not a curated record
AUUUUAUACAGGUGGCGCUUAUACUGGGAGCACGUGCCUAAAUGACGCAAUAACCUGCUCAAACCUCUAACCGCCCUCCUCUGUCAUAAUCCAAAAUGGCAGCCACCAUCGGAAGACUACUCAGGACCUCUGCAAGGGUUGCAGCAGGAGGGCUGGAAGUGAGAGCAGCCUGUCAACAUGGAUCAUCUGGGGCUGCAAGAAUCCUCGCGGCUCCUCCACUUCAGAGAGCCUGCUUCUCUACCAGCACCUCCAGAUGGAGCCCUGCUGUCACUCAGCCUGCUCCAGCUUUUAAGGCCACAGCUGUCCACAAUGGGGAGUUCAAGGAGAUGAGCCUCGCUGAUUUCAAAGGCAAAUACCUGGUCCUCUUCUUCUACCCACUGGAUUUCACCUUUGUGUGUCCAACAGAGAUCAUCUCAUUCAGCGACAAGGCCAGUGAGUUCCAUGACAUAAACUGUGAGGUGGUGGGUGUGUCUGUGGACUCUCACUUCACUCACCUGGCAUGGAUCAACACGCCCCGCAAGACUGGAGGCCUGGGCAACAUCCACAUCCCCCUGCUGUCUGACCUCAACAAGCAGAUCUCUAGAGACUAUGGCGUGCUGCUGGAGGGUCCCGGCCUUGCACUGAGGGGCUUGUUUGUCAUUGAUCCCAACGGUGUGGUGAGACACAUGAGCGUGAACGACCUUCCCGUGGGCCGUUGUGUUGAAGAGACGCUUCGCCUGGUGAAGGCCUUCCAGUUUGUGGAGACUCACGGUGAGGUGUGUCCGGCCAGCUGGACCCCCGAGUCCCCAACGAUCAAACCUACACCAGAAGGAUCCAAGGAGUACUUUGAAAAAGUCAACUGAAGAAGGCAGUUCACAACUCGUACACCUAAAAAUAAAUGUACACUUAGUUUACAGUUUGUAAGUUGUAUUUACUCAUGCACAGCUAAAUACAGUAAUAAUAAAUAUAUUCUUCAUAAAUGG